Molecule: messenger RNA, 4191 nt
Organism: Astyanax mexicanus (Mexican tetra)
Lineage: Eukaryota; Metazoa; Chordata; Actinopteri; Characiformes; Acestrorhamphidae
Gene: fbxo30a
Product: F-box protein 30a
Exons: 3
Coding region: 211-2463 (750 amino acids)
Molecular function (GO): ubiquitin protein ligase activity; zinc ion binding; protein binding
Source: RefSeq, a predicted model, not a curated record
AGUAUUCAGUCAGUCAGCCUAAAUAAACCUUAACCAGCCGACUGCAUUAGCUAGUAAAGCGUGUAGGAAUAUUACUAACUGGCUAAAUACGUUCUGUAUUUACGAAGUCAGCUAAGUCUGGAACAAGAACAGAUCCGAAAUCGAAAAUACCGCCACGGAUGUUCCUGUGGCAUUGCCCAAAAUAAGGUCAUCUUAAAGUUUAUAUUUGUAAUGGAGGAGCUACAUAUUCAUUGCCAGAACUGUGUGAACAGAAGAUGUAUGGUAAGACCAGAGACUGGCAUUUCCUGUGACCUUGUGGGCUGUCCACUUGUGUGUGGGGCAGUUUUCCACUCAUGUAAAGUGGAUGAACACCAUUUACUGUGCCCAUAUGAAAAGGUGCCCUGUGUAAACAGUGGUUUUGGAUGUCCAUUUACGAUUGCCAGAAUAAAAAUGGCACAGCACUUGGGAAUAUGCCCGGCCAGUGUUGUUUGCUGUACCAUGGAAUGGAACCGAUGGCCUGUGAGUUACGCUGAUCGUAAGUCCUAUGAGAACUUAAGUAAAGAAGUCUAUGACGUGGAGCAACUGGAUAUGGCUUUGGCCCUACAGGAUCAGCGUAUGCUUCUUGAGUCUCUCAAAGUAACAACUACUGUAACAAAAACAGCAGAGGAGGGCAGUGAGGAAAAUGAAAUCCAGGACGCAGAAAUGAACGGGGACUCAUACAAUGAACUUUAUAAGGCUUCAGUAGAGACAAGCAGAAACUUGGCAGCUGCUUUGGACAUUCUCAGCAGUGCAAACAAGGGUAUUGACUUGAUCAUGGAAAACCUCAGUGGUGUCAAAGUAGAUACAAAUGGAACUUGUCACAGUAAUCUAAAAGAGGGUCACUGUUCAGUGGAAUGUAAGACUGUGGAAAUGCAGGAAAGUGACACAGAUUCAGUGUGUGAGCUUGGAGCUGUAGGUGGAGUAGAUUGUGCUUUUCCUGCAGCAUAUGAAGAAGAAUGGAUAGAGAACAACGAAUUGCAUGUGUGUUCUGAAGAUGAACUGGAGGAGGAAAUAAGUGGUGGAAGAGAAGUCAAAGGACUGCCCCUGUGUAAUGGAUUUAAUAAUCAAGAAAAGGACCAUGAGCAUGUUGAUCUUGAAAUUCAUGUAGAGAGAGGCAGGAUCAAUGGUUUCUCUGACAUUCAUCCAGAGGUGCCUUAUAAUUCCAUGCCCAAUGUAGCAGAAGAGCCUGAAAUGGCUCAUCCACCACAAUUACCACUACCUCUCCAAAUACCUCUACCAGAUUUGGUACAGAACAAUGUUUUACAGCAACUGCCUGUUGAAAUUGAGGACCGGUGGCUGGAGCGCAAGUUGCAGAACCUCCAAGUGCUCAGAGGUAUGAGUGUGUUUACAUUCAAUGGACGGAGAACACUUCUGUCCAAUCCUUAUUUGCUUCGGGCUAAGAUGGAAGAUAAGGCAGUGGACACAUCUGACUUGGAGGUUGCAGAUGAUCCAAUAGGUCUUCAUGGCAUUGACCUCAUCACUGCUGCUUUGCUCUUCUGUCUUGGAGACUCACCUGGGGGCAGGGGAAUUUCAGACAGCCGCUUUGUAGAUGGUUAUCGGAUUGACUUUGGCACACAGACCUUUUCUUUUCCCUCUGCUAUAUUGGCCACCAGCACCAUGGUGGGUGAUAUUGCUUCAGCCUCAGCUUGUGACCAUGCCAGUCCACAGUUGUCCAAUCCCAGCCCCUUCCACACCCUUCGACUGGACUUAGUUCUGGAGUGUGUGGCUCGGUACCAAACAAAGCAGCGCUCCAUGUUCACUUUUGUUUGUGGGCAGCUGUUUCGCAGAGAUGAGUUCUCCUCCCAUUUUAAGAAUGUUCAUGGAGACAUCCAUGCUGGCCUUAAUGGCUGGAUGGAGCAGAGGUGCCCUUUAGCAUUCUAUGGAUGUACCUACUCCCAAAGAAGGUUCUGCCCUUCUGUACAGGGCUCUAGAAUAAUCCAUGACCGGUUCCUGGGCUCAUUUGGUGUGCAGUCUGGCUUAGCUGCACGUCCAGGUGAACCCCUCUCUCGAAGCACCUGCCAAUAUGGCUCUCACUGUGAUCACCUCAGCAGCUUACCCUUUGAGCUACUGCAGCAUGUUGCAAACUUCCUCGAUGGCUUCAGUCUCUGCCAGCUCUCUCGAGUGUCUCGUACCAUGAGAGAUGUUUGUGCUAGUCUGCUACAGUCACGUGGCAUGGUGGUCUUACUCUGGGCGAAGACGAGAUGUGCAGAUGGAUCUCCCUCUUGGCAAAUUCAAGACAAGGUCUGGAGAUUCAGCACAGCCUUUGGAACGGUGAAUGAAUGGAAAUUUGCCAACAUCUCCAGCAUGGCUGACCACCUAAAGACGUGCAAGUUUAACACAGUUGCUCGCAGAGAGGAGGCCAUUCCUUUGCCUUGCAUGUGUUGCACAAGAGAGCUUACUAAAGAAGGACGUUCACUGCGCUCGGUUCUUAAACCAGUGUUGUAGGGAGUUCAAGUGCAAUAUAAAUGUGCUGCUCUAGAAGUUUAGAGAUGGACAAAUGUUUUAGUACUUUUAGUACUUCAGCUCUUCUGAUAAAAAAUACUUUUCAAUAAGGUUAUUAAUUUUUUAUGAGAAGAACACUAUGCGAAGUGGAGCCUUAAUAUAUUGACACACUUGACUUCCUUAUGACUUGGCUUUUUUCUAAUAAACAUAUGCUGGGUAAUUAUUGAUAUACUUUUGCACAGAUGAACCCAAAAAUAUUGUGUCAUAUAUAUAUAUAUAUAUCAUGUGUCAUGGUUGUGAGGCAUGAACUUUCUAAGGCAGAAAAGAUUUAUAUUCAAAUGAUGAUGACCAAAACGAGGUUAUCUUGCUUAUUAGUCUGGAUAGAAUGUGAAAUGUGACUACAUUUACACACUACAGUAACUACAGUUAAAUACAGCUUUUUUUUUUUUUUUCAGUAAACAAACAGGUUCAAAUAUAAUUCUUGAAUGGUGGAAUACUCCUUUCUACUAGUUAAGACGAUCUUAAAUCUAAAAUGUAUAUUUGGUUUUAAUAUACAAUAUGUAGCACUUUAAACAUUUGAAGUUUACUUUUCAAAAACUAUUAGUGAACUGAAGCAGAACUGUUACUGAAAUUUCAUGAUGCUAACCUAGCACUGUAUCAUUCAUUUUUAUUUUUUUCUUUAUUUUGUUUUAAAAAAUUAUGAGUUUGUGAUAUUUUUUGCUGUAAAAUCUGUAAAACGUAUUGUUUUGCUUUCUUACAGUUGUGUAUGUCCUUUAAUGCUUUUGGUUAAUUUCCUGUUUGACAAAUCUACUUUUCAACUGCUGUCUUGUCUUGAUAAAAUGAGCUAUACAUAAAAGCCUGCAGGACAGGUGUGGAUUCCUGGUGUUCAGAUAGCAAAAAUUGCUUAUUUGUCAGACAGGUCACUUCACAUUUUCUGCAGCUGUUUGACACAUUUCCAGAAGUAUCUUGUAUUCCUCUCAGGGUUCUAAAUAUGAAAAACUGACUAAGAAUGGACAUUUCUGUCUACAGAAGGAAACUUGAAAAACUCUUAAUCGUACUUGUGUUUGAGAUGUUCAAAAUUUUGAAGAAAAAAAGGCAAAAAGGGGUUUACAGUUACAAAAACUUUUCUGUUUUUGUUUUAUGUUAGUAUGAUAAACGUUCUGAUAGUUUCAUCUAUUUUAAGUUUGAGGAAUCUGAUUACAGCAGUCUGAGUUACUAGAAUGUUUAAAAUAUAUCAUACAUUAGUUUGUUUGAAAUCAAUGUUCAUAAAUUCAUUCAUUGUCAGUGUGCGGAGUUUCAGUUUAACAUGGAAAUGCAUGUUAGAAAGUUUAAUCAUAGUUUUGCAUUGGCUGCAGAUGAACUGUGUAAUUUGACAAAGUUGGAGUGGAUGUCUGUAUAUUUGCAUGGAUUCUUACCAGUCCAUUGUUGUGAUUUAGAACAUUGAGUAUUAUAUAUUUUUAUAUAAAAGACACUUUUGUCUUGUUCUGAUCUUUUAUACCAGAGGAUUUAGCAUUAAUGUACUGAUAAAACACCAGCAAAAUUACAGUACUGUUAUGGAGAAGUGCUUGUUGUCUUAUUCCUGAUGCAUGGAAUGCUUAAUUCUGAAUGCAUUGCAGAAGAGGCAAAAUGUUAAGAUUUUAACCCUGCACAACCUGAAACACUUGUUUUGUGUGUAUUAUCUAAUGCAUUUUGGCUACAUUUAUUUAAUAAAAGUGAAAUCCACAGGUCAAA